GCCACGAGGACGCCGCCGCGCAGGGCUGAGCUUCCAGCGUCUUCAAGUAUUUCUACCCGCAUGCUGCCGCGCUCCGCCGCUACAACUCCGCCAGCGUUUGACUCACUCCGUGGCAGGGCAUCCAGGAUUUCCACUUGUCACUCCACGGUACCGACAACUAAGUGCAUCCCCCCCAUUCAGCUAAAAUGUCCAAGUUGGACCAGAUCCUAAUUCUCGACCCUCCCUCCGACCUCAGAUUCAAAGGUCCCUUCACAGAUGUAGUAACCGCUAACCUCAAACUGAAGAACCCUUCUAGCAUGAGAGUAUGUUUCAAAGUGAAGACGACGGCGCCGCGCAGGUACUGCGUACGGCCGAACAGCGGCGUCAUCGAUCCGGGCGCUACUGUCAACAUCUCUGUUAUGCUACAGCCCUUCGACUACGACCCCAAUGAGAAAAGUAAACACAAAUUUAUGGUGCAGACGAUUUUCGCCUCAUCAAACAAUUCUGACAAUGAGUCCUUGUGGAAAGAUGCAAAACCUGACGAUCUCAUGGAUUCCAAGCUGAGAUGUGUCUUCGAGAUGCCUUCUGAAAACGAAGUGAAUGACGUGGACGCGACAAGAGCAGCCCCCGUGAUAAACUCUAUGAAGGCCGAGCCGACGGUUCCCGCUGCUGCCGCAGACGACACAGAGAUGAAGAAGCUGCUGGAGAAGUGCAAGAGGCUGCAGACCGAGAUCAACAAGCUGAACGAUGAGAACAGGCAGUUGAAGGACGAGGGAAUAAGGAUGAGAAAGAUGCCCCCCCGCUCAGACCACAUGACACCAAACUCGACCAACGUCGUCGGCCGAGAAACCAGCACCGCCUUCCUGCCCUCCCUCCUCGUCGUCAUAGCAGCCAUCUUCAUCGGGUUUUUCUUCGGAAAGUUCAUCUUGUAGACUGGUAUAAUGUAUGCCGGCCAUAUCCCUCCGCUCCGGCUCCGAAAAGAAAAAAAGAAGAAGAAGAAAAAGGAAAAAAAAAGGCCUGGAAGAGCAAGAAGUCUUUGUGUUGACUUUGCCAUAUCAUUGGUUGUGUGGCCUACAGUGAACACAUCUGUACAGCAUCAUCCAAAGGUGUCGCCUUUUUACAAUGUUGCACACUUAUUGAGCCCAGAGAGUUCACUAAAGAAGGCUUAAAAAAAAGUGAUUUCUCCCUUUUUUCUUGUUUUCAGUUUUUGAUUAAUGGGUUUACAGGUAAUUUGGUAGGACAAUGGAAAGAUGUUUACCAUCUGGCAUCAAGGAUCACGGAAAAACGGGGAGCCAUCGGGAAGAAGCAGUGCAGUUUCUGAUCCUCUCUCUCUCUUUCUUUCUCUCUGUGCUUUUAAUAGGAAUUGAAUAAAAUGCUAGGCGUCUUGUAAAUGUCAUUUUAAAUCCUUUCAAACAAAAACACGGACAGAACUUUCAUUUAAACGGACUUGUCGCUGGGUUGCCUCUGAAGUAAAUUUGUUUGUAAUUUCUUCUACUUUCUGUUGGAACGUUUAGAUCCAUCUGGGGAAAUGGGUGCCUCGUUAUGUGCAUUUGUCCUGUCCCUUUCUUCACAAUUCAGAAUUAUUAUUAUUAUUAUUAUUAUUAUUAUUAAUAAACAUUAUUCAAUACAUUUAUUACUUAUGAGGCAAGUAUUGACUGAAAUGAGGUAAAAUUCACUCCCAUGGUAUUAAUCAUUGACAAAAUAAAAUUGAAAAAAAAAAA
This is a messenger RNA of Fundulus heteroclitus (mummichog), 1700 nucleotides long. RefSeq names its product VAMP (vesicle-associated membrane protein)-associated protein A, like (gene vapal). The coding region runs from base 186 to 911 and encodes 241 amino acids. The record is from RefSeq and is a predicted model, not a curated record. Gene Ontology annotation, molecular function: FFAT motif binding. The transcript is spliced from 6 exons. Gene Ontology annotation, cellular component: plasma membrane; endoplasmic reticulum membrane. Lineage: Eukaryota; Metazoa; Chordata; Actinopteri; Cyprinodontiformes; Fundulidae. Gene Ontology annotation, biological process: neuron projection development.